AUGAAAGCGCGUUCAAAUAAAGUAAAUUCUUCGGAAAAUAUUAUUGCUAUGACAUCAAAACAAGAUCGUAUUACAACUGCUCAAGGAACAGGUUCACAAUACGAUAUACGAAAUAGUGAAGAUGGUCUUGGAACAUGUGCAUGGAUUCUUGUUGGAUUAUCUUAUGUAUUAUGUGCAUUAACAUUACCAUUUUCACUUUGUGUUACUGUAAAAGUUGUACAAGAAUAUGAACGAGCAGUUAUUAUGCGUCUUGGUCGAAUUUUAUCUGGCGGCGCCAAGGGUCCAGGCUUAUUUUUUAUUUUACCAUGUGUUGAUUCUAUAAUGAAAGUCGAUUUACGAACUGUUACAUUUGAUGUUCCUCCACAAGAGAUUCUGACAAGAGAUUCAGUGACAGUUUCAGUAGAUGCUGUUGUCUAUUUUCGAAUAUUUAAUCCAAUAAUAAGUGUAACUAAUGUUGAAAAUGCACGUUAUUCAACACAAUUACUUGCUGCUACAACACUUCGUAAUAUUUUAGGAACAAAGACUUUACAAGAAAUUUUAUCUGAUCGUGAAAAUAUUUCACAUUCAAUGCAAGCUCAUCUUGAUGAAGGAACUGAUCCAUGGGGAGUUAAAGUAGAACGUGUUGAAAUCAAAGAUGUUCGAUUGCCUGUUAGUAUGCAACGUAGUAUGGCUGCUGAAGCUGAAGCUGCUCGAGAAGCUCGUGCUAAAGUCAUUGCAGCUGAAGGUGAACAAAAAGCAGCAAGAUCAUUAAAGGAAGCUGCUGAUGUUAUUAAUGAAAGUCCAAUUGCAUUACAAUUACGUUAUCUUCAAACAUUAACACAUAUAUCAGCAGAAAAAAAUUCAACUAUCGUUUUUCCGAUACCCGUGGAACUUUUGAGACUAAUGAAAAAUCGUGCCGAACGUGGAGGUGGAACUAGUACUAGUACUGACUUUUGA
This is a messenger RNA of Adineta steineri, 936 nucleotides long. The record is from the annotation of a GenBank genome assembly. NCBI's taxonomy places the organism in Eukaryota, Metazoa, Rotifera, Eurotatoria, Adinetida, Adinetidae.